This is a messenger RNA of Arabidopsis lyrata subsp. lyrata, 1335 nucleotides long. RefSeq names its product GDSL esterase/lipase At1g28600. Bases 52 to 1236 code for a protein of 394 amino acids. Gene Ontology annotation, molecular function: hydrolase activity, acting on ester bonds. The record is from RefSeq and is a predicted model, not a curated record. The transcript has 5 exons. NCBI's taxonomy places the organism in Eukaryota, Viridiplantae, Streptophyta, Magnoliopsida, Brassicales, Brassicaceae.
UUUGUAAAAUAAAAAUAUUAAUAGAAAGAAAAGUCACUCCUGACCUCUCCUAUGGCGUCUCUAGAUGCUCUACUGACCUUUCUUUAUUCUACUCUUCUUGUCACUAUCGUGAGCUCGGAAACGCCGUGCCAGAAUUUCAAGUCGAUCAUCAGUUUCGGUGAUUCGAUUGCCGACACCGGGAACUUGGUCGGUCUCUCUAAUCGUAACAAUCUUCCUGUGACUGCGUUUCCACCAUAUGGAGAAACAUUCUUCCACCACCCAACCGGCCGUUCCUGCGACGGCCGCAUCAUCAUGGACUUUAUCGCUGAAUUUGUGGGGCUUCCUUAUGUGCCUCCUUACUUUGGAUCUAAAAAUGGAAACUUUGAUAAGGGCGUUAAUUUCGCGGUAGCUGGAGCAACGGCACUGGAAAGUUCCUUUCUUAUGAAGAGAGGAAUUCAUCCACACACCAACGUUAGUUUAGGAGUUCAGCUUAAGAGCUUCAAGAAGAGUUUACCAGAUCUAUGUGGCUCGCCAUCAGAUUGUAGAGAUAAGAUUGGAAAUGCUUUGAUUCUCAUGGGAGAGAUUGGAGGGAAUGAUUAUAAUUUCCCAUUCUUCGAACGCAAACCCAUUAAAGAAGUUAAAGAGCUGGUUCCGUUUGUGAUCGCUACUAUUUCUUCUGCAAUCACGGAGUUGAUUGGUAUGGGGGCAAAAACCUUUCUAGUGCCCGGAGAGUUCCCUAUCGGAUGCUCAGUAGUCUAUUUGACAUUAUAUCAAACAUCAAACAAGGAAGAAUACGAUCCUUUAACAGGAUGUUUGAAAUGGCUGAACAAGUUUGGCGAAUACCACAGCCAGCAACUUAAGACGGAACUCAACAGACUUAGGAAGCUCAACCCUCAUGUCAACAUCAUAUACGCUGACUACUACAACGCUCUCUUGCGCCUUUUUAAAGAACCAGCCAAAUUCGGGUUCAUGGACAGACCCUUGCAUGCUUGUUGCGGUAUAGGAGGACAGUACAACUUCAACUUCACUAGAAAAUGUGGGAGUGUAGGAGUGGAAUCUUGUAAGGAUCCUUCAAAGUAUGUGGGCUGGGACGGCGUUCAUAUGACUGAGGGUGCAUACAAAUGGAUAGCUGAUGGAAUACUCAAAGGACCAUAUGCGAUUCCUCCUUUUGGUCGGUCCUGCCUCAGAUCUGAGAUUAAGAACAAGGAGUCAUUAGACAAACAAUUUACUCUGGCACAAGCUUGUGUGAAACUUUGAGAGACAAAACUGAUAAUGAGAAAAACAUAUACUCUCCUAUUCCUUAUUUAUUCAAACUCUAGAGAAACAUUGUUGCAAAAAGAUAUAUUUUUAGGUUUU